AUGGCAACCCGCUCCCGGCCGCCCUCUCGAACCCGCUCCCCUAUCGAUCAAGGGGACCUGGGACCCUUCCUUCCGUCAGCCGCCCCUGUCGAGCUUGGGGAAGUAUCCCUCAAGCGCGUCACACACCUCCUCCUUGGCCUCCUUGGCCAAGUCAAACGCCUCAAAUGGGAAGUUGGGGAAAUCAAAGAAGCAGGGAUUGAAACCCGCACCAACGUCAAGAAUAUAUCCCAAGCCGUCGAUGUUGUCAAGGAUGGGCUUAGAAGCCUCCAACUCCACGGGCCAAGGACCCCAGAAGAUACCAAGCCCCCAAUUGUGGAAGCAACGCCACGCCCCUUAUCAAAAGUUGACCCUAUUGGAUCGACUAGUUGGGUCUUGUUCUGGCCCGAACCAUCCAAAGGACUCCCCAGCUUUGCCCAACCCACUCCUGUACGAGCAGUGCCCCCGCGAGUGCCAUCUCCCCCUCCAUCUCUGCAUCUCCAAUCCCCAAUUGGAACAGCAGCCCCUCCACCUCCGGCUCCAGCCGCCGCCUAUCCUGCCCCGGUCAAAGUAGACCACCCAGACGCCUACACAGGCAAAAUUGGGAGCAAAGCCAAGCAAUGGCUCACAAGGAUGUUGGCAUGGACCCGGCUAAACGCCCGGAUGUUCCCCACAGAUCAGGAGGUCUUAUCCUUCCUCCUGAUGAAUAUGAAGGAUACUGCUGGAGCCUGGGCCCAUCCUCACCUCGACCAGCUUGGGUCACACCGAGCAAUCAUCCAAACAGUCAAAGGGUUCAAAAUGGAGUUCCUGGCAGCAUUUGGCAACCCUGAUGCCACAAGGGCCGCCAAGCGGAAGAUAACCACUCUUACCCAGUCCGGCACGUGCGCGGACUAUAUUACGAAGUUCAGAACCCUGGCAAUGGAACUGGACUGGAACAACGCGGCCCUUCGUGGCCAGUUUGCCCGCGGCCUUCACUGGGAAGUCAGCCGCCAAAUUGCAACCCGCAAGCACCGGCCCCGCACACUUCUUGAGCUGCAAAAUGCAGCACUUGUCAUUGACAACGCUCUCCGCGAAGAGCGAGCUAGCCACCCACCGAGGGAUAAUAAGUCUAGCAGACCAUCCAACCCUGCAAGGGGGACGAGUACCGGCCAAGCCACAACCGGUUCGAAGAAACUCUCCGAUGACCCCAACUUUGUGUCGGAGGAAGAACGCAAUCGCCGCCGCGCCGCAGGCGCCUGCAUCAAGUGCGGCAAAAUGGGUCACAAAUUUGCGGAAUGUUGCACGGGCUGGAAAGCCACCCCUAUUGAGGACAAGGGGAAGGCUAAGGAAGCCGCCAAAAUUGGCAAAGACUCCAAGUACCAAUUGGGAAAAGAAAUUUCCCCCCUGUUCACAAUUUUGAUUAAACCAGAGAAGCAAGCGGAACACCUAGAAGUCCUGAUAGACUCAGGCGCCACAUCGUCAUUCCUCCACCCACGUACCGCUGAGGCACUACGCCUACCUCUCAUAGAUCUCCCAACACCCCGCACCGUUACUAUGCUCAAUGGGUCGAGCCCCCAGGCUGGCAAAAUCUGGAAAAAGGCGUCACUAACCUUUACCUUUGAUGGCAAGAAAAUGACUGAGACCUUCCUUAUAUGCAAUACAGGGUCUCAUGCUGCCAUUCUGGAACACGUGGCCAUUGCCAAAGAGGAGGAAGCUGAUCAAACACCCCUUGAAGGAGUACCCCCAGAAUACCACCAGUAUGCCAAGGUAUUUGGGGAGGAAGAAUUCAACAAGCUUCCCCCACACUGGCACUACAACAUUGGGAUUGAACUCACAGAGGAAGGCCCCCUCAAUUUGCCUCUCUAUAGUAUGACCAAUGCCGAGUCCGCUACGCUCAAGGACUGGCUCAGGGACGAACUCAAGGCGGGCAAAAUACGCCCUAGCAAGUCUUCCAUCAGUUCCCCCGUGAUGUUUGUCCCUAAAAAGGACGGCUCCCGUUGCUUGGUUGUUGACUACCGCCGCCUGAAUAACCGGACCAAAAAGAACGUUUACCCGUUACCCCGUCCUGAUGACCUCAUGGCCCAGCUCCGUGGCACCAAGGUCUUCACCAAACUAGAUCUAAGAUGGGGUUACAAUAACGUCCGGGUUAAGGAAGGUGACGAAUGGAAAACCGCGUUCUGUACCAAGUACGGCCUGUACAAAUCCCUUGUCAUGACCUUUGGCUUAACCAACGCCCCGGCAUCAUUCCAACAUUUUAUGAAUGAUUUGUUUAAGGACCUGCUUGAUGUAUGCGUCAUCAUAUACCUUGAUGACAUCCUGAUCUACUCCAAGGAUGACGCCACACACACCCAGCACGUUCACAAAGUCCUACGCCGGUUGAUGGAAAACCAAUUGUUCUGUAAAGCAUCCAAGUGUACCUUCCACGUCACCUCCGUGGAAUACCUGGGAAUUAUUGUUUCGGACAAAGGUUUCAGCUUGGACAAGCUCAAGAUCCAGGCGGUACAGGAAUGGCCUACGCCCACUAAGGUUAAAGAAGUUCAGUUGUUCCUAGGCUUUGCUAACUUCUUACGCCGCUUUGUUGCCAACUUUAGUCACAUGGCUAGGCCGCUACACAACCUAGUCAAGAAGGACACUCCUUGGAAAUGGGACAUCAAGGAACAAGAGGCCUUCCAGGGGUUAAAGGACGCUAUUACCAACGCACCCGUACUAUGUCAUGCAGACCCGUCCAAGCCCUACUUCCUAGAGACAGACGCCUCAGGGGCAGCACUAGGCUCCAUACUCAGCCAACGCCAGGAAGACGGCCGCCUCCACCCACUAGGUUUUCUAUCUGAGUCAUUCAAGGGCGCCAAACAGAACUAUGACACCCACAACAAGGAACUGUUAGCCAUCAUCCGUUCCUUUGAGUAUUGGCGUAUCUUCUUGGAAGGAACCGUUCACCCUGUCACUGUGUUCACUGAUCACCGCAACUUGGAGUAUUGGAAGGAGUCACAAACGUUUAACCGACGACACGCUAGAUGGCACCUACUGUUAGCAGGCUACAACUUCCAAAUUGUUUACCGCCCUGGGAAGCAGUCAGGAAAACCCGAUGCCCUUUCACGCCGCUCUGAUCACGCCGAUAUCCCACCCGCUGACCAAACCAUGCUUCCGGAACCCAUAUUUGCCAACGUAGCCUUAGUCACGCCAGAGAAGGAAUUACAACGCCAGAUUGAAUUGUCACUCGAUCAGGACGAGUCUUUGGAAGAAAUCUUACAGUUUCUACAAAACAAGUCCAAAGCCCCACCUUCUAUCAAACGCGCAUUUAAGGACUACGAAAUGGAAGCAGGUCUAUUGUUCUAUCAAGGACGUAUUGUGGUCCCUGAUGUGGGCUCUCUAAGGACGGAUCUCCUAUGGAUAUUCCACAAUAGUCCCCUGGCAGGGCACCCUGGUAGGCAGCGUACUCUAGAACUAGUUUCACGCAACUACUAUUGGCCAGGCAUCCAAGCAGAUACAUACUGGCAUGUGGAUUCCUGUGAGACCUGCCAACGGAUCCAAAAACCAAAGUACGCCUCCAUCCCCCCACAGCCACUUGAACUCCCAUCCAGGCCGUGGCAACACGUUUCCUAUGACAUGAUUGUAGACUUACCAAAGGACGGAAGCAACGACUCCAUCCUAGUCAUAGUGGACAGCUUCACCAAGUACGGCAUCUUUGUUAAAUGCUCCAAAAAGCUCAAGGCACCCAAACUUGCGGAGUUGUUCUUGGAACAUGUAUGGAAACGCCAUGGGAUGCCGGAAAAGACUAUAUUGGACAGAGGCAGGGUUUUCAAUAACAAGUUCUUGCAGGCCCUGUACAAACGAUUGGGCAUUGAUCCUCAUUUCUCCUCCGCCUAUCACCCCCAGAGCGAUGGUCAGACGGAACGAGUAAACCCAUCCAUCGAACAUUUCCUCAGGGCUUACUCAGGGGUUAACCAACGGGACUGGACUAAAUGGUUACCUAUGGCCAAAUUUGCCUACAACAACGCAGUCCAUAGCAGCACGGGAAAAACGCCGUUCAAAGCCCUAUACGGGUGGGAACCUAAUUUGACACCAUCCAACGUCCCUACCAACGUACCAGAAGCAGAUGACCUAGCUGAAACAAUGGAGGCACAAUGGAAGGAAGUGGAAUCUGCUUUACGACAAUCCAAGCAGCGAAUGGUAGACGGAGAGUACGGAGCCCCAAUAGAAUUUGAAGUUGGAGAAGAAGCAUGGCUUGAUGCCAAAAACGUAAACCUCAAGACCCUGAGCCCAAAGUUAACGGAACAACGCUUGGGGCCAUUCAAGGUUACUGAAAAAAUCUCUGACCGCGCUUACCGGCUCGAACUACCUCCAACCAUGCGCAUCCACAACGUAUUCUACGUAGGACUUCUGUCAAAAGUCAAAAGGGAUGACAAACGCACCUUUGAGAAUUGCCCCCCACCAGUCACCGUGGAUGGAGAGGAAGAAUACAAGGUUGAGGGAAUCACGGACAUGGAAGAAAGGGACGGAAAAUGGUUCUUUAGGGUAAAAUGGAAAGGCUAUGGAUCAGAGGAGAACACUUGGGAACCAAGGGAAAACCUCAAGAACGCCAAAAAAAUCCUGAAAAAAUUUGAAAAGGAGAUGAAAAAGAAGGCCCUUGGCGCUGCCAAGGCCCUUAGAGGGGGGGCAGUGUCGUAG
Messenger RNA from Rhizoctonia solani, 4623 nucleotides. RefSeq names its product Retrotransposable element Tf2 protein. NCBI's taxonomy places the organism in Eukaryota, Fungi, Basidiomycota, Agaricomycetes, Cantharellales, Ceratobasidiaceae. Bases 1 to 4623 code for a protein of 1540 amino acids. The record is from RefSeq and is a predicted model, not a curated record. Gene Ontology annotation, biological process: DNA integration. Gene Ontology annotation, molecular function: nucleic acid binding; zinc ion binding. The transcript has 3 exons.